Messenger RNA from Rhagoletis pomonella (apple maggot), 1192 nucleotides. Its product is annotated as LITAF domain-containing protein. Lineage: Eukaryota; Metazoa; Arthropoda; Insecta; Diptera; Tephritidae. The transcript has 4 exons. The coding region runs from base 109 to 507 and encodes 132 amino acids. The record is from RefSeq and is a predicted model, not a curated record. Gene Ontology annotation, molecular function: zinc ion binding.
UGAUUUGUUGUUGUCAAAUAAAUUUGCUUUCUAUAGUAAAGUUUUUUGUCCCCGUUGCUUUCACAUAUAAAAAUAUUACAUCUUUGAAUUGAAAUACAAUAAUUAAAAAUGAGUAAGGCAAAUGGAGCUACUCCCCCACAAUAUACAUAUGUUCCGCCACCAUCUGCGCCACCUUCUUAUCAGGAAGCCGUGGGAGGAGUUAAACCAGUUGGUCCUUUUACACCAAUCACUCCCCCAACAGCACCGUCAGUUAACAACACUAUUGUAACUACAGUGGUACCUAUUGGCCGAACUGCUACGCAUAUGAUCUGCCCUUCUUGUCAUGUCGAAAUUGAGACUACAACGCGUACGGAGCCUGGUAUGAUUGCAUACUUAUCUGGUUUUAUAAUAGCUUUACUUGGCUGUUGGCUUGGUUGUUGCCUUAUACCAUGCUGUAUUGAUGAUUGUAUGGACGUACAUCACACAUGCCCCAAUUGCAAAGCAUACCUUGGGCGCCACCGACGAUAAAAAUGAUUCAAGUAAAAUAUUUAACAGCAAAGAGUCUUUCAAAGCAACUAAAAAUCACCUUUCAGUUUAGUGUAAACAAUGAUAUAUGUUUACCUGUUGUACAAUAACUAUGAAAAUAUUCAUAAACGAAUGGAUUUAUCCAUUAGUACAUUUUUUCAAAAUAGUUUUUAUAUAUAAAACUGGAACGAAUUGCAAUUGCAUAAAUAUGUUAUAUUCUAUAAUGUAUAUUUCUUAUAUCGUACUGUUAUGUUUUAAUACUAAUGCUUUUCUAGGAUCUCGGUCCUAAUAGCGGUAUAUUUUAAAUGCUGAAAUUUUCAAAAGAAAGCUGUUCCAAAAGUACGAGAGUUUAUGGGUAUGAAUCGAAUAUACAUACAUACAUGCAUAGUACAUGCAUAUAAUAAUCGCUCAAGAUGAAUAUUUACAUUUUAUUUUAAAACAACACUAAGUAAUUGCUUUUAUAAGAUAUUUAAGUAUAAUUUUAUAUCUCUUUGUUUUAAACGCUUGCAGCAAAAUUCCUGAAUAGAAGAGUUUCGCUUACAAAUCGACAGUUGUUUCUAUAUAUUUGUGUGCCUUAAAAUAUAUCAAAUAAAGUAGCCUAUAUACAUAAAUACAUUUGUACAUUGUACGAAUUUUAAAUCAACCCCAGAACUACAGACGUUUCAAUAUAUUUACACAUAUUUACAUA